AGCAAUGCCCUCACGCUUUCAGGGCGUGGUGGUAAACAAAAGAACAGGAUCCACACAGAAACCAGUUCCUUUUAAACAGGAAAUCCCAGGCAGAAGGAUUUGUAGUGUGCGCGCCUGUAAAAGAAACAGAGAGGAUUAGCUUUUAAGAAGACUACAACAAAGAAUUGGAAAGGAAAGCCUUUUUUUUAAAAGCAAAGAGAGAGAGAGUGUGCAAAACUGGUUCCAAGUUGCAUUCUUCUUUACCAAUUUCAUUAGUUGUAGCGUUCCCUGGAGGAAGGGAGAGAGAGGGAGGGGAACAGAGAGGAAACUUUGACUGAGAUACCGGGUGAUACAGUGCUGCAUGAGCUAGGUAGACCACAGCGGGGAAAGAGGGUAUGAACGGGGUGCAGGACGAGCCCUCCGGGAGCCUGGUCUCUGGCAUCGAGGGGCUCCCCCCGUUGCCCAAGGGUCUGAGCGGGAUCCUCAAUUCCAGCGGGGGGUCGUGGAGGGACGUGGAGAGGCUGUACGCCAAGAAGACCAUGAUCCAGGACGAGCUGAGCCGGCCCCGCCUGGCCACCGACAAGUUACUGAGGAACAAGCCGGCCAAUCUGGACGCGGCCCUGGCUUUGUUACGGAAGGAGAUGGUGGGCCUGCGACAGCUCGACAUGUCCCUCCUCUGCCAACUGUGGUCGCUGCACGAGUCCAUUCAGGAAUACAAGGGUCUGUACCAGGACCUGACCUCAUCCAUGCACUCCUACGUCUCGGAAAAUGCUGAUUACGAUGACGACGAUGAGUAUGAGGCCGAGCAGGAUUGCUCAGAUCGCUGCAAGGACGAGGCAGUGCACAAGAGCCUAAAAGUGCCCCAGACGCAGAACUCGCGAGACAAGUGGUUGCAAGAUUCCUUCCACAUUACGAUAUAAACAGCAGACACUUUCGGUAACACUGCUCCCUGGUUCUGCUUUUUCUUUUGUAAAAAUAUUCAUUCCCGGGAUAUGCGGUUCACCGGCAAGGUCAACAGUUUAUUGCCGUCCUGUGUGGAAGUGGCAGUGAGCUGAGAGACCGGGCUCUGUUAAGUAAGGUCAGCAGAUUUCUUCUGUGGUGGGGAUGUCAGGGGGACUUGGAGUGGCCUCACGACUUCACAAAUCCUUGAGUGGGGCAGGUAGGGUUAGGGAUGAGAGGGAGGGAUUGGUAAAGUGGAGGAAGGAGGUGGAGAGAGCAGGCAGGAAUGUCGUAUCUGGUCACUAUCGGAGCUGACCCCAUUGAUUGGCUGCACGGCCCCAUGCCAAUCAUGGCUUCCUUGUGCAUCACGAAUUCAGACUGACAAACUCACAUUGGCCUUGACUCUCCUGUUGGCUCAAUCUGCUGCUCAGGAAAUUUUCGCAAAAGAUUGUUUCUUCAUUCUGAUGCUGUCUGCCAUAGACUGUUUGUUUUUUUUUUAAUAUCUGCAGUCAUACCGAAAUCAGGGCAAACUGUCUCCGUUCAGAAUCAGGUUUCAAACUCCAGCGAGAGUCAGUGUGUGUGGGUGUCUGUACCCCAGUGAGAAUCCGUGUGUGCGUGUGUGUGUGAGAGAUCCCAUACCCCAGUGAAAGUCUGUGUGUAUGUGUGGGAGUCUGUACCCCAGUGAGAAUCCGUGUGUGUGUGAGCUGUACCCCAGUGAGAGUCUGUGUGUGUGUGUGUGAGAGAGAGAGAGAGAGAGAGCUGUAACCCAGUGAGUGUGUGUGUGUGUGUGUGUUUGUGUGGAACUUGUAUCCAAGUAGGAGUCAGUAUGUGAUCCAGGAUUUCUGUCCUGUUCAUCUCUUGUAGCUGGCAAUAUAAUUUGCUGACAUCGAAAUUGAGAUGUUUUUCACUUUGAAACAAAACUCACGUUCAUGUUAUAUAGUUAGAAUUCGGAAAUCCAUGUUGGAAGACAGGAGCUUUUGUAUAAUUUAUAUUUAGCAUUGCUUUAUUUUUCAGUUUAGUAGCAAGAUACAUUAAGUUAUACAGUAUAUGAUUUUAUCACAUGACAUGUAACCAUUAAUUAUAAAUAAAUGAAUUUGACUUA
Messenger RNA from Rhincodon typus (whale shark), 2020 nucleotides. RefSeq names its product family with sequence similarity 89 member B (gene fam89b). Bases 375 to 899 code for a protein of 174 amino acids. NCBI's taxonomy places the organism in Eukaryota, Metazoa, Chordata, Chondrichthyes, Orectolobiformes, Rhincodontidae. The transcript has 2 exons. The record is from RefSeq and is a predicted model, not a curated record.